Messenger RNA from Pocillopora verrucosa, 1059 nucleotides. RefSeq lists its product as uncharacterized. Gene Ontology annotation, molecular function: oligosaccharide binding. NCBI's taxonomy places the organism in Eukaryota, Metazoa, Cnidaria, Anthozoa, Scleractinia, Pocilloporidae. The record is from RefSeq and is a predicted model, not a curated record.
UUUGUUAAAACAUCCUCACUAAUCAUCGAGUCUCGCUGAAAUCAAGUGUAUUCAAGGCAGUGAGAAGACGAAAGCGAUGAAAUUUUGUGCGCUCAUCUUUCUGGUUUAUCUCGCAAUUGGCGCUGUUGCUGGCAAAAAAAAAAAACUUUGCAGCCAAAUAUUGGACAAGUUGUCAGAUCUUGAGGACCUGAUUAACAAGAAACAGGACUGCUGUGUACCAGAGCCUGUCACGCCCCCAAGUUCCUGCAAAGAAAUAUACGACAAAGACAGUGCCAGCCCAAACAAAGCGUAUGACCUCAAGCUAGGCGAUAAAGAUGUGUCUGUGUACUGUUCCAUGAGUGGGGAGCUUGGAGACUGCGGUGGUGGGGGAUGGACACUGGUCAUGAAGACUGACGGUGCAAAGCACACCUUUAGUUACAAUGCAAAAGCGUGGUCUUCAAUGUCUUCAGUCUCUCCCGAAAAUGGAGACACGGGCUUGGAUCACUUGGAGACCCUGUUACCAACGUACUGGAGCACGUCCUUUACCAAGAUCUGUCUCGGCAUGAAGGUCGAUGGAGUAACCAGGUUCUUACGAGUGAAUAGGGCAGCAGCCUCACUGUAUGCCCUCAUUGCUGAUGGUCAGUACCGCGCAACCUCGCUGGGUCGAGAUGCAUGGAAGGGACUGGUUGGUCCCAAAGCCUCCCUCCAGCGCAACUGUAAUCGAGAAGGGUUCAAUACGCAGGGGAAUGCAAAAUCUAAUCCUAAGAUGCGAAUUGGUAUCAUCGCUAACGAGCAAAAUGAAUGUAAUUCCCCUGAUUCCAGAAUUGGGUUUGGUGGAUGGGGACCGAUAGCCGAAGUCCCGUGUGGAAACAUAGCCAGGCACGGCGGGGACAACGGAGACCAAACCAUUAGAGCCUUCGGAUACAUCUUCGUUCAGUAAAGACACUGAACUGCUCUGCUCAAGGAAAAAGCUGCAUACGACAUAAAGCAUGCUCUAAUCUCAGUAAUGGGGAUUUUAAAUGUGGGUUUUUGCUUUUGCUAUUAAAUGAAGGGAAAAUAAAAGUGGGUCAAUGAAUCAAA